Messenger RNA from Penicillium daleae, 1917 nucleotides. RefSeq names its product calponin homology domain protein. Lineage: Eukaryota; Fungi; Ascomycota; Eurotiomycetes; Eurotiales; Aspergillaceae. Gene Ontology annotation, molecular function: protein binding. The transcript is spliced from 2 exons. Bases 1 to 1917 code for a protein of 638 amino acids. The record is from RefSeq and is a predicted model, not a curated record.
AUGGCUUCUGUGACUUCACUGGACAAAGACUUGCGCAACCUGCGACUGUCCCGCUAUACCCCGCAGGCAGCCGCGGAGGUGCGCGACUGGAUCGAGGAGGUACUACGGGAGAAACUCCCAUCCAGCGAUCUGCUGGAGGGAUUGAAGGAUGGCGUGGCCCUUUGCAAACUGGUCAAUCUGGCUGUGUCACCAGGCGUGCACUAUAAGCAGUCAGCGAUGCCAUUCGUACAGAUGGAGAACAUCUCGCAUUUCCUCCGCGCAUGCCAAAUGGCACCUCUGAGCCUACCACCCCACGAUGUCUUCCUUACAGUCGAUCUCUACGAAUCCAAGGAUCCGGCUCAAGUUCUCCAAUGCAUAGCAGCAUUCAGCCGCCGAGCGAAUGCCCUCGCGCCUGGCAAGUUCCCUCGAACAGUUGGCCCUCAGAGCAAGCGUGGAGUGAUCAGCCCGAAUGAAACCGGCUCAUCGGGCACUGGGUCGUUUACUCGAAAUGGCCGGGCCUCAAGUAGCGCUAGUGAUGCGACAAAGCCAUCGGGCUCGUAUAGCUCCUGGAGCAAGAGAGACGACGAGGGAGCAACUUCCCCGGCUUGGAACAUCCAUCAAUACGGCUACAUGGGUGGCGCCAGUCAGGGCAAUCAAGGCAUUGCAUUCGGUGCUCGGCGACAGAUCACUACACCUGGCCCAGCUGUGCCUAGUCUGGCGGAGAAGGAGAAACGUAGACGGGAGGAGGAAGAUAGAAUUCUCCAGGAGAAUGCAGAGAGAGAGGAGGCCGAACGGAUCCGCCAGCGACAGCAGGAGGAAGAAGAGGCCCGGGCGAAGGCCGAGGAGGAACGCCGUUGGGCAGAAGAGACCGCUCGUCUAAGAGAGAAAGAACGCCAGGAAAUGGAACUGGAGAAGAAGCGUUGGGAUGAGGAAAAGCGUCGGUGGGAGGAAGAGGAGCAGCGCCGCGCCGCUGAAGAAAACGCAGCUGAAGAGCGCCUUGAGCAAGAGCGACAGCGUCGACGGGGCGCCAACGAUGCCCGUCUCAAUGGACAGUUCCUCAGUCAAUAUCAGGCUGGCCAAUCUCGCAGCGUCAGUGUCAGUAGCGCCGCUGAGAUACCUGAGGAGACCCCGGAAAGCCGCCGCAUUAAAGAGCUCGAGCACGAGCUGGCACUGGCUAAAGAGCGGGAACAACAAUAUCAGAGCGAACGGCAAAGCGUUCAAUCUCAGGGCAGCACUGAGCCUCAGCCUCAAAGCGAGAGCCGUCAACGCCCGGCCCCCGUGCCUCCUAAGCCAAGCUACGAUCUCUCCUCGCUGGAACAGGAACGGCGAAUGCUUCGUGGGGAGUGGCAGAAGAAUCAGGAAAUGCCAGCCGCUACCGAGGAAUCAGAGAGAGCAGAAGAGGAGCAGGCGCCUCCUCCGCCCCCUCGCCCACUCCCGGAGCCUGUUGCCUCACCCAAGCCUGCAGUUCCACCUCGUGACCUUCCUGCAGCUCCACGUCCCUUGCCAGACCCGGUAGCAUAUACGGCUAAUCGUGGUCAUGAGAACCGUGUCGACCGCUUCCUUUCGUCGAACCCGGCGCCUCAAGCCCCUGCCCCAUCUACCCACCGGCCACAAGACUACAGCACUACAUCUGAAGUUGACGCAGAGAACCAGCGCCGCAUUGAAUCUCAGCAGAAAACUCGUGCUGGUGGAUGGGCUUCCAAGUCACUUCUGGAACGUGAGAUGGAGCGUGAACGUGAGCGCCAGCGCGAGUGGGAAGAUAACCAGAAGCAAACGCAAGCUGCUGCGCGUGAUUCCACUACGGGCUCUGGGCCAGGCCAAAGCUGGGAUGUUCACCAAUAUGGCUACAUGGGCGGCGAUAACCAGAAUCGUGGCGGCACAGGCUUAGGGAUUGGAGGUGCCAGACGACAGAUUAUUGGACCUCGACCUCCGCCAUAA